AUGACCAAGUAUCGCUAUUUCAACGAUUCCCUUCUUUUGCAGAUCUAUGCUCUUUACAAAGGAGACGACGUUCUCCGUUUGGAUGCCGAGUGUGCUGAAGGGGACAAUCCACAUCCAAAGAAUGCCCUUCAAGGCAAGUUCAAUCUACCUGAGCGUCGGCUCAUUCUUCCUCAGUUUAUACGCAUUGUGUCUGAUUGGAAUGGCACAGCAAAAGUUCAUGAAAAUCAUCUGCUACAGGAUAUUAUUUGUCGUUGGUUUUGUCGAUGUUAUCAGCCUGGUUCCAAGCUCCAUUUUGCCGGGCUAUUUUCUGGUGAUGGGCUACUCAUUUUGCGACAGUCCACUGCUGAAUCUCUGGAUUGCAAGUUUGUGCUUCAUGUGGUGUUGGCGCUGAAUCGCUGUGUCGAUUUUAUGGGUCCCCAGUUGCAACAGACACUAUUUGGCGGGUGGCGACUGCUGGCGUGGAUUCUCCCACCAUUCAUCUACGGAGCCGUCGUCUACUUCACUUGUCCUCCACUCGUCUAUCUCACCGCCACGGCCAGCUAUUAUUUUGCGGCAAAGCCCGAGCAUUCCAUUAUGCCAGGGAUAUUUUUAUAUAACAACGUCGGUGUGUCGAUUUGCAUCUUGUUUUUGAAUAGCCUCAUGCUGAUUUUGAUGUAUCGAUCACAUAAAAAGAUGAAUGCGAACACGAGCAAAAUACAAAAAGUCAUUGCUAUUCAAUGCUUUGGCAUUUCCACGACGGUGAUGAUCACCGGCAUUUUCUAUUGUACAAUCGCCUCGGGAUUCAUCGAGCUUCCCCAUUCAUGUACCUUGUCACCAAUGGCUUAUGGCAAUUCUCGAAUAGUUCGAUGGCUAUUUUCUACA
Messenger RNA from Mesorhabditis belari, 861 nucleotides. The record is from the annotation of a GenBank genome assembly. Lineage: Eukaryota; Metazoa; Nematoda; Chromadorea; Rhabditida; Rhabditidae.